Rhinolophus ferrumequinum (greater horseshoe bat) is the source of this 2564-nucleotide messenger RNA. It is a transcript of the gene NGLY1, whose product is annotated as N-glycanase 1. Lineage: Eukaryota; Metazoa; Chordata; Mammalia; Chiroptera; Rhinolophidae. The record is from RefSeq and is a predicted model, not a curated record. Bases 80 to 2044 code for a protein of 654 amino acids. The transcript is spliced from 12 exons. Gene Ontology annotation, cellular component: nucleus; cytosol; cytoplasm. Gene Ontology annotation, biological process: protein quality control for misfolded or incompletely synthesized proteins; protein deglycosylation; glycoprotein catabolic process. Gene Ontology annotation, molecular function: peptide-N4-(N-acetyl-beta-glucosaminyl)asparagine amidase activity.
GUGGCCGCCGCGCGCUGAGGCGCCUGCUCAGUGCGGGACGCGGCGCGCGAGGGGCGGCGACGGGCGCGGGCGCUCAAGCAUGGCGGCAGCGGCGCUGGGCGGCUCUGCGGACUCCACGUCCCCUGCUGUGGCCGAGCUCUGCCAGAACACCCUAGAGACCUUUCUGGAAGCCUCCAAGCUGUUGCUCACCUACGCGGACAACAUCCUCAGAAACCCAAAUGAUGAAAAAUAUAGAUCUAUCCGGAUUGGAAACACGGCUUUUUCUACUAGACUCUUGCCUGUCAGAGGAGCUGUUGAAUGUUUAUUUGAAAUGGGCUUUGAAGAGGGGGAAACACAUCUUAUCUUUCCUAAAAAAGCUUCAGUGGAGCAGCUGCAAAAAAUUCGUGACCUCAUCGCCAUAGAAAGAAGUAGCAGAUUGGAUGGAUCAAAUAAGAGCUACAAAGAAGAAUUAUCUCAGCAAUCUGCAACUAGUACCCAGCUUCCUACAACCCAGUCUUCAAAUCCUAAUGGGUUAACCCAGCAUGCAAGGAACAGUCAAGGGCAGCCAUCAAAUCCAUCAUCUGCUCCAAUGGCUAUUGCUGAUUCAGUCAUUUUCCAAGUUCUUCGGUCCAACAUGCAGCAUGUGCUGGUCUAUGAGAACCUUGCACUCCAGGAGAAAGCAUUGGCUUGUAUCCCAGUUCAAGAGCUAAAAAGGAGAUCACAAGAAAAGUUAUCUAGAGCUAGAAAAUUGGAUAAAGGUACUAAUAUAAGUGAUGAGGAUUUUCUUUUGCUGGAGCUUUUACACUGGUUUAAGGAAGAAUUUUUUCAAUGGGUGAAUGACAUUUUGUGCAGCAAAUGUGGUGGUCAUACUAAGUCUAGAGGUGAAGCAUUGUUUCCCAAUGAUGAUGAGCUGAAGUGGGGUGCAAACAGAGUAGAAGAUCAUUAUUGUGAUGCAUGCCAGUUCAGCAAUCGAUUCCCGAGGUAUAAUAACCCUGAGAAGCUGUUGGAAACGAGACGCGGACGGUGUGGCGAGUGGGCCAACUGUUUCACCCUGUGCUGCCGAGCCCUUGGGUUUGAGGCUCGCUAUGUUUGGGAUUACACAGACCAUGUCUGGACGGAAGUCUAUUCUCCUUCUCAGCAGCGGUGGCUGCACUGUGAUGCAUGUGAAGAUGUCUGUGACAAACCGCUCCUCUAUGAAAUAGGGUGGGGCAAGAAGCUUUGCUAUGUCAUAGCGUUUUCUAAAGAUGAGGUGGUUGAUGUCACUUGGCGAUAUUCUUGUAAACAUGAAGAGGUAAUCUCCAGGAGAACUGAGAUUAAAGAAGAAGUACUUCGAGAAACUAUUAAUGGACUUAAUAAGCAGAGGCAAAAAUCUGUGUCAGAAAACAGAAGAAAAGAACUUCUUCAGAGGAUAAUCGUGGAGCUUGUUGAAUUUAUAUCUCCUAAAACCCCUAAACCUGGAGAACUUGGUGGAAGAAUAUCUGGGUCAGUGGCUUGGAGAGUAGCCCGAGGUGAAAUGGGUCUAGAGAGAAAAGAAACCAUGUUCAUCCCCUCUGAAAAUGAGAAGAUUUCUAAACAGCUUCACCUUUGUUAUAAUAUUGUGAAAGAUCGUUAUGUUCGAGUUUCAAAUAAUAAUCAAACCAUUUCUGGAUGGGAAAAUGGUGUGUGGAAAAUGGAGUCUAUGUUCAGAAAAGUUGAAACAGACUGGAACAUGGUGUAUUUAGCCCGAAAGGAAGGAUCAUCUUAUGCUUAUAUUUCCUGGAAGUUUGAAUGUGGGUCAGUUGGCCUAAAAAUAGACAGCAUUUCCAUUAGAACAAGUAGUCAAACCUUUCAGACUGGAACAAUACAGUGGAAAUUGCAAUCUGAUACAGCGCAAGUAGAACUGUCAGGCGAUAAAACUCUUCGCUCCUAUCAUGAUUUUUCUGGUGCCACUGAAGUUAUUUUGGAAGCAGAAUUAAGCAGAGGAGAUGGCGUUGUUGCUUGGCAACAUACCCAGCUGUUUAGACAAAGCUUAAAUGACCAUGAAGAAAAUUGUUUGGAGAUAAUUAUAAAAUUCAGUGACCUUUGAGAACCUGAACAUUAUAGAAAAGCUGGCAAUAAUCAAGGACUUACCAUGUUCUAAAUUAAUCUGUUGGUUCAGCGCAUGCUUAGUUGGCAAUUUACUACCCUUCUGCUAGCAUGUUUCUUUUGCUGGCUAUCCAUCAUGUAACCCUCGUGAAAAUGUAUCUUUAUACUAUGGACCAUAAUGAAACCUUGCAUUAAAAGCUCCUUUCCAUAUGUGACUGUAAUUUGGAAUAAAGUCUUAUUGCCCCAAUAUGAGAUUUUAAUCUAAAAAGUGUAAAUGCAAUUUUAAAAGUAAAAUGAAGGUAUUCCUGACGAAGGUGUUCAUGAUUAUGAUAAAAUCUUAAGCUAAUAAUAGUAAUUUAAUAUUUUCUGAUCAGUCAUUAAUUUCUUCAUAAGUAAUUGAACUAGAUUUCCUAAGAUUUUUAAUUUUUAAUAAAUGUGAAACUGUUGAAUCUCAUAAUGCAUGAAAAAUUUUAUUGUAAAUAUGUAGGCAUUUAAGAAAUAAAAUGAGUUAUUUUGCUUUA